This is a messenger RNA of Drosophila ficusphila, 3236 nucleotides long. It is a transcript of the gene Fbxl7, whose product is annotated as F-box/LRR-repeat protein 7. The coding region runs from base 481 to 2799 and encodes 772 amino acids. Gene Ontology annotation, biological process: SCF-dependent proteasomal ubiquitin-dependent protein catabolic process. The record is from RefSeq and is a predicted model, not a curated record. The transcript is spliced from 5 exons. Gene Ontology annotation, molecular function: protein binding. Gene Ontology annotation, cellular component: SCF ubiquitin ligase complex. Lineage: Eukaryota; Metazoa; Arthropoda; Insecta; Diptera; Drosophilidae.
UUACCUGUCGACGGAUCCAGGUGCCCGCGUGUCCGUGUGCCCACGAGUCGUAGAAGCGGACCCAAUCGAACCUCAAGGCGCCGCUCUUCGUUGCGUGCCUACGUGUCCUAGGUGUGUGUGUGGAAGUGCGCGCGUGUGUUGGUGGUGCCGUGAGUCAGUGAGCGCAAAAAAGAUAACACAAAGAGCCACAGUGAAAGAUCGAGACGCACACACUCAUAUGCGACCUGCAAUGAAAAUAAAGUAGAGAAAAGAGUGCGCCAGUGUUGGUGUGUGUGUGUUAGUGCGAGUGUGUGUUUUGUGCUGGAAUAACAGAGAAAAUAAAUGGAAAUUAAAUGAAGCUGCAAAAACUGCCAAAUAAACAAAGUGCUAUGCGAUGCAUAAAUGAGAACCCGAAGGGAGUUACCUGUAUAAUCAUCAAGACUUCUGCGCCUUUCUAGAGGCCUCUAGCCGAGAGACAAAUCCUCCGUAGAGGAUCGAGCCAUGUCGCACAAGACGAGCAGCCGUCGCAGCAGCGACCUGGAGUGUCCACUGGCCUCCUUGGGCCGCAACAGCAACGCGGUGCGCGACCACUACCACCAUCCGCAUCCGCUGAGCUCCAGCCCCCUGGAUCCGCAGGCCUACAAAAUGAUGUCGCGCAAGUCACCCAAUCCCGGCAUGGAUGUGGUGGGUGAAACCCUGGCCUCCCGCGGCUCCACGCCGCCCAGCGAUCAGGCGACGGCAUCUUCAACGGCAGCCGUGCUCCACAUGGUGCAGCAAAAGGCGGCCACCUUCGAACUCCGGGGUCGCCACUCGCGACCCGAACAGGCCAACUAUGGCGCCCAUUCGACGGCUUCUGUGGGCCGGCAUGCGAAGAAACCCCCCGAACUUCCGGCUCCUGCCUCCAGAAAUGUGGCACCGGUUCCGCAGCCCAGAAACUUCCUCACCCUCGAGCAUGUUCUACAGUUCGGGGCCCAGCGACCCAGCUGGAUGCACGGCAACAGUGCGGAUACGGAGGACUCCAGUGACAACAAUGCGGGUGGCGGGGGAACGGGCAGUGGGAGUGGAGGAACCGGAGGUCCGGGAGGACGGAGACGCUCUCAAGGAGGCAGAUGCAGUGUGCCCACUGUCCUGAGCAGCAAUGGCGGCGGCAGCAAUGGGGCACAGUACCUGCUGGACAAGAAGAUGGAGUCCCUGUAUCUGGGCAACGCCCUGCGAGCUCUUCCCUUGGGCGCCGAGGCGAGUCAGUUCCAGAACGAGCGCUACUACCUGGAGGACUACAGCAGCGGCAGCGGGAACGAGCGACUGCCAGAACUCAUGCACCACCCGCGCACUUCCAGUCCGAGCGAGACGAGCGGAUCGGACCGCUACCUGCUGAACCGGAGCUCGAACUCCAACCACCUGCACUCCAAGGGGCAGAGCCUCUCCGAUGGCCUGUGCAACCUGGGUCGCUUCUCGCCCAGCCUGGACCAGGGCUAUGCCACACUGGUCUCGCCCUCGCCAACUGGCCACCAUUCAAGUGGUGGCGUGGGCAACGUGACCAACUCCACGACGGCCAGUGGAGCGGGGAUCAUGGCCAGCAGUACGCCAACCACCACGCCACGAAGAGGAGUCUCCAGCAACGGAGUGGGCGGAGGAGGACCUGGCACGGCCAUUGGACCGCCGCCUUGGAAUCGCAAGGGUCCCUUCCGCUGCGGACCGCUCUUCGAUCGCCUGCCCGACGAGGCCGUCGUCCGGAUCUUCUCCUGGCUGGACAGCUGCGAGCUGUGCAACGUGGCGCGGGUCUGUCGGAGAUUCGAGCACCUCGCCUGGCGUCCCGUCCUCUGGAAGGUCAUCUCGCUAAGGGGCGAGCACCUGAAUGGAGACAAGAUCCUCAAGAUGAUCUUCCGGCAGUUGUGUGGCCAGAGUUGCAAUGGCGCCUGUCCGGAAGUGGAGCGCGUGAUGCUCGCCGAUGGCUGCCGCAUCUCAGACAAGGGCCUCCAGUUGCUCACCCGUCGCUGCCCGGAACUGACCCACCUCCAGCUGCAGACCUGCGUGGGCGUCUCCAAUCAGGCUCUCGUCGAGGCUCUGACCAAGUGCAGCAAUCUGCAGCAUCUCGAUGUGACGGGCUGCAGCCAAGUAAGCAGCAUCAGUCCGAAUCCCCACGUGGAGCCACCUAGACGCCUCCUGCUGCAAUACCUGGACCUCACGGACUGCAUGGCCAUCGACGAUAUGGGCCUUAAGAUCGUGGUCAAAAACUGUCCCCAGCUGGUUUAUCUGUAUCUGCGUCGCUGCAUACAAAUCACUGAUGCGGGUCUGAAGUUCGUGCCCAGUUUUUGUGUUUCGCUGAAAGAGUUGAGUGUGUCCGACUGUUUGAACAUCACAGAUUUUGGUUUAUACGAGUUGGCCAAGUUGGGAGCGGCUCUUCGCUAUCUUUCCGUGGCCAAAUGCGAACGGGUUUCGGAUGCCGGACUGAAGGUCAUUGCCAGGCGAUGCUACAAGCUGAGAUAUCUGAACGCCCGGGGAUGUGAGGCUGUUAGUGACGACUCCAUCACCGUUUUGGCCCGUUCCUGUCCGCGGCUGAGAGCCCUGGACAUUGGCAAGUGCGAUGUUAGCGACGCGGGACUGCGGGCCCUGGCAGAAAGUUGUCCGAAUCUGAAGAAGCUGAGUCUGCGCAGCUGCGACAUGAUCACUGAUCGCGGGGUGCAGUGCAUCGCAUACUACUGCCGUGGAUUACAGCAGCUGAAUAUCCAGGAUUGCCCAGUGUCCAUCGAGGGUUACAGGGCGGUAAAGAAGUACUGCAAGCGCUGCAUCAUCGAGCACACCAAUCCGGGAUUCUGUUGAGGAGCUCCUUUGGCGGCAGCCAACACAAAAGCACAGAGGCAGGCCAUAAAAGCAGUGAUUCUUGAUGGAACCAACUGCACAGAAUAAGGGAAUUUAUGGGCUAAAGGGUUCUUAGUCCAGUUGGGAUAACCCCCAUAAUAACAAAGUGCCACGGAAAUCAGCUGGACUUUCAGAACUCAAGUUUUAGUUCAAGGAUCAUUUAGCAAAAGGAUGGGAAGAUAUUGGUUCCGCAGUAAAUUGAAGCUAUUCAAGAUUGCCACCACCUUGCCACAAACCAAUACUUUCUAUCCUUAGCUAAAGGUGAUCAUCGAGUUUAGUUGUUAUUGUAAAUUGUAAAUAUCAAAUGGAAGCCGGACAGGAUUAGCGUAGCAUAGAACAUGUUCAAGUAGACUAUGUUUAAGUAGACUAAUUCUUGGCGUAAUAAAUUAUUGUCCCCA